AGUGCGAGCGGCUACCCGGCUUCCCUAGCUGGUCACCCGCUGGCCGAGGAAAGAGGCAGCAUCAUGAGCCACGUCGUGACCAUGGAGGAGACCCAGACCCACCGCCAAGAGUCACAGCAGCAGGGCGGGGAGAGGUCGAGGGCCGGGGUCUCUUUGUCCAGUCGAGCAUACGAUUUCCUGUACGAUCCAUUGUUUAUUGUGUCAAGUGAGAAAGACCACAGACAGGCAAACAUCCAAGCCACCCUGGUUCGAAGUAGACUGAGAAAGGUUCCCAGGUUCACCACUAUGUUCAGUAACCUGGUACAUUAUCCAAGAUACUCUCUGUACUGGAGCAGGGCGGAUCCGGUCCCACCCUUCAUCAGCCGGGAAUGGAAGGGACAUGCGGAGAAACAGAAGGAAGCCCUCCAGCAGCUGGCCUCAACUGACACUUCCUUCCAGAUGCCUGAAGAAAUUGUUGAGGAUCCUGACGUCACUGGAAAGAAUCGCUGUAAAUACUUUGACAGGCCUUUCCUCCCAUUUGUUCAACAGAUGCCACUCAACAUUCUUUUUGCAGCAACCAAGACGGAACCAUAUGUUUUUCCUGCUGCUUCUAAGUACCCACCCGUUCCUUCAAAGUCUACUGUGGGCACUCAGACUGAUUAUCGGGAUGCUGAUGUUCAAACCGACCCAUACUCUCCGGAGUAUGUGGUGUGUCAGAACACUAUCCCUGAGCUCCUGACCCUGGCUACGUUGACUUGGGGUCGCGGUCUCCCAGCAGGACUGGCUGAGGUGGAAAUGAUAGAACGAGCCCGGGAAAAGCGUGCCUGGGAAGCCACUCUUCCCCCUCUGAAUGACAUCUCCCAGUUGGAGAAGAGGAGGAAGAUGAUGAACACAAUGGAGAGGAAAGAGUGGGCCUUCAGAGAGCAGGAGAUUGAAAAACUUCAGGAACUUCGCCUGGAAAUUUUAAAAGAGCUGCUGAAGCAACGUGACGGGAACCAAAAUGAAUUGAACGCGAAGCACUUGGAUGCGCGGUGGUGUGAACUGCAGGAGGCAAAAGAGGCAAAAGUGGCCCAAAUCCAGCGCACACAUGUCGCAACAAUCAGAAAGCUUGUGAGAAAGAGGAAAAAUAUAGAAGGGAAGUUGGAGAGGAGAGAUAUCAUCCAGGAAUAUUCUGAUCAUGCCUCGCAGGUCUAUGGGCCUCUGUCUCGCCUUGGUCGUUUCCCGGACAACAACUCAGAGGACUUUGUAGUAAAAAAUCACUAUCUGAACACUUAUGAAGGUUUAGUUGAACUUGAAUCGUGUCUCCCAAAGUUUGUGACACAACUGGUAAUCAAACCUCCAAAACCAAAAGUCAUUACCACCAAAGCAGGCUUCCUGAAGAGGACAGUAAGGAUGGACUAUGAGUUGGCAGAGGUCCAUAAGGCCUUGUUGGAUGAGAAGAAUAAAGUUCUUGAAGCAAAGAAACCUCUACGCUUCCUUCAGAGAAAGCCCAUACCUGAGCCUCGGCUGCCGACCCCAAGCUUGACAAUGACUUCCAAUGAAGAAGAAGACAUAGAAAUGGCUGUGAUCUACCUUCAGAGGUUACUGCGUGGCAGAGUCGUCCAGAACAUGAUGUUUGAGGGGAAAGAAAAGCGAUUGGAGUUGAUCCAGGAGCUGCGCACCAGCCAUGCGCUACAAGAAGACGAGAAGCUGCUGAAAAAAGCCGAGAAGCAAGUGACCCUGGCCUUGCAGCGGCAGAGGAACUUACACGAGCACAAGGUGUCACAGAUUGAAAACCACUUGGCUGGCCUGGAAGGAAGGGUGCUGGCAGACAUGCUUGACUUCCUGUCCAAAGAACUUGUGCGACUACAGGAGGAGAGGCGGAUCCACGCCUUUGCCAUGCUGGCCGAGCGCCAGCGCCGGAUACGGGAAGCCGAGGAGAGUGGCAGGCGCCAGGUGGAGCACUGGCGGCUGCAGGAGGAGGACCAGAUAUUUAAGGAGGUGAUUAAAGUUCACCGAAGUACUGUAACCUCCUAUCUGGAAGACAUAAUAUUGAAUACUGAAGAGAAUACUGCUGAAGAACAAGCCCGAGCAGAAAUAGAAAAGAUGGCAGAGGAAAUCAAUGACAUCGCUUAUGAGAUGGAAAGCCGACGAACUCAUCUUCAGUCGGAGGAGAUUGUUGCCGAGUUGGUUUAUAGUUUUCUGAUCCCAGAGGUGCAAAAGGACUUCAUCAAAGAGAAAGUGAGGAAUGCGCAGCGGAAGCACAUUCUCGCAGCCCAUCAGAUCCUCCACGGGCACACCGAAGCCAUGCUCCAGCAGAGCUUUGCUGAGCCACAGGAAGGUGAGCGCUCAGAUCCUGACGAGGCGAUUGAAGAGGGAACUCAGAAUGAGAACGACAGCUAAGCAUUUCACAUCUUGAAAUAAGUAUGAAGGAAAUUUUCGAACUUUAAAAUCCAUUUAACUGUGCAAUGGAGGCAAGUCCACCUAAUUCUCAAUUGACAGUGACUAAUCAGCCUUGUAACACCGUGCUAAAUGGCAAAUAUCAAGAAAAGACUCUAAUAGAAUUCCACAAAUGCCUUCCAGGCAAUAAAUAUGCACAAUUAAAGACAUGUGCUCAUAGACUGACGUGA
This is a messenger RNA of Chinchilla lanigera (long-tailed chinchilla), 2588 nucleotides long. RefSeq names its product MYCBP-associated, testis expressed 1 (gene Cfap91). The transcript is spliced from 18 exons. The coding region runs from base 64 to 2361 and encodes 765 amino acids. The record is from RefSeq and is a predicted model, not a curated record. NCBI's taxonomy places the organism in Eukaryota, Metazoa, Chordata, Mammalia, Rodentia, Chinchillidae.